This is a messenger RNA of Ailuropoda melanoleuca (giant panda), 8445 nucleotides long. RefSeq names its product zinc finger protein 623 (gene ZNF623). Bases 4663 to 6174 code for a protein of 503 amino acids. The transcript has 3 exons. Gene Ontology annotation, molecular function: RNA polymerase II cis-regulatory region sequence-specific DNA binding; DNA-binding transcription factor activity. Lineage: Eukaryota; Metazoa; Chordata; Mammalia; Carnivora; Ursidae. Gene Ontology annotation, biological process: regulation of transcription by RNA polymerase II. The record is from RefSeq and is a predicted model, not a curated record.
CACCUCGUCUCCGCAGGGAGCUCCCAGGGCGCGGACGCUCGGCGCCCGGGGACGCGCGCCCACGCCGCCGAGCGCCUGGUCCCAGCUCCUGGCGUCUCACUUCUGCUGCUCGCAGCCCCUCUGGGCCGAGCUGCGGGGCGGAGGUGACGAGUACGGGUGCGGGCAGCGCUGCUGUUUGCUCCGGGCCUGCCUCCUGUGUCUGGAGCCCGAAGGAGCGCUCCAGACGAUCACGGCAGAGGGGCCGGGAUAUGGAGCCCCUGGUGCGGGAGGAGAGGUGCCCGGGGGUGGGGGUGGGAAGGGAAUUGGGAGGAACAGAUUGCCUUCCAGACCUUGGGCCCGAAGAAUUCUCAGGUGCGAGAGGGGGUUGGCUGCGCUGUUCUGGCGCUUUCCUAAAGGCUCCCUUUCCCCUAGAAGUCUUUAUCAAUCCCAGUGGUUGAGUCCGCCGAAGUCGGGGACCUGUUACCCCCUCACACACCGGUUACGUCAUGGCCGCGGGAUCCUCGGCCUGAGGUUCCCCAGGAAUGUUAGCUGGAGCCGGGCUUGGAACUCGGGCAGUUUGUAGACUUGUGCUCAUCACCAUCCCGUCUUUGCCCUGGGGCCCAGUCCCGACGAGUGAUAGAAAUAAGUGUCUUUUGCCCACCUAGGAUCUGAGAUGCCCUUGUCCCCCAGGCUUCAGGUGGUGCCUUGCUCCCAUCCGCAGAGAGGGAGCCUUUCUCUGUCUUAUUGACGUAGCAUGUUAAUGCCAGCAGUAACCGCAGCGUCUCUCUUACGGCAGAAAGAGAGAGGAACUGGAGAGAGAUCCUUGCUGUGUUUUUUCACAAGCUUGCACACACGGCUCCAGCCUCCUUUGCAGUGAUGGUGAUGGAUUCCUGACUCCUGGAAAGGUCUUGGGGAUGAUGUGGAGAGAGGGCAGAGCUGAGAAGGCCCAGACAACACUCAUGACCCAGAGGGAGGGUUAGGCUUAGGGUUAGGGUCAGGGAAGCCUCCGACCCAGAACCCGGCGGUGCCAUUGAAGUGGUUCAAGGAGCUGUCAGGCAUGUCCAUGCUGCCUCGGGUCACGGAAGCCGACUGGUGAAAGGACACUGGACUUGUCAGGAGAGAAGGCGGGCAGUAUCCUUGGGAGCAGGAACCAGAGUGCAGUGGGGUGGGAUGGGGAGGAGACAGCAGCUGGUUUGGCCUUAGGCAAGUCACCUACCUGAACCUCAUGGAUAGUUGUGAGGAGAACAUGAGAAAGUGAGAAACGAGACACCUUGCCUAGUGACUGACACACACCAGGUUCUCAGUGCCCUUUAUCCCUGUGGUGGCAGGAGCAGGUCAGAUCCUCAUGCAGCUCUGGUCCGGGUCUCAUCCAGGUGCCCUUGCUCUUGUUAUUCCCAAGGGUGAAGCUCAGAAGCCUUCCUGCUUCCUUGAGGCUGUAAGCCACUGACAGUGACUCGGGCCAAGGUCUGUGAGUCCUUUACCAGUGCACAGGAGAAAAAGCUCCUAACGUCGAUGUCGAGCACUCCCCCCACUUGUCAUCCCAGAGCUCACAGGGUCCCACUCCAGGUUAAGAUCCCACUUCAUUUCCAGCACGGAGGAUUGCCCCAUCUCUCUCAACAUCAACUGUGUAUUCACACAAUUUCAUGUUACAUUUUAUCCAGCAGAUUCUAUGUGUUAGAACAGAAAGGUGGGCCAUGGUUGCUCAGUAUGUUGUGGGAUCACAGGUGUGGUGUAUUUUUACUUCCUUUUGUUCAUUUCAUUCAGGUUUCUUUAAAUGAAAGUAUCGAUUCAAUUUUGUUUGAAUUCACAAAAAACAAGGAGCUAAGCAAACACUGACAGAUGGCUGAUGUUCAGAUAAAUGUUUAUUCAAAGCCAGGCCAGGUAUAACUCUCUGAAGUUAGGGGAAAAUUAUGAAAACCAUUAAAAGACAUACUUUUUUUUUUUUUUAAGAUUUUAUUUAUUUAUUUGACAGACAGCCAGAGAGAGAGGGAACACAAGCAGGGGGAGUAGGAGAGGAAGAAGCAGGCUCCCAGUGGGAGAGCCUGAUGCAGGGCUCGAUCCUGUAACGCUGAGAUCACGCCUUAAGCCGAAGGCAGACGCUUAACGACUGAGCCACCCAGGCGCCCCAUAAAAGACACAUACUUUUUAAGCUAUUUUCUUGUAGACACGUGUAAGCUUGUUGGCAAGGAGUACAACAGUCUUUUUAAACAUAAAAAUCAGAAGAUAUUACUUCCAAAACAAAACCCAACAUCCUACCCGCCCUUCCUUUUUUAAAGAAAAAUGAGGCUUAAACUAUCAGCUUACUUUUAUAAUACCCCAUAUGUUCCUGUAAAAGUGAUAGGUGACACUUGGGAAGGGAAAAAAUCUUCCACAGUGGGGAAAUGGGCACUGGAGGAAGGUAGACCUGGGUUUGAACCUUAGUGCUGCCUCUUACUAGUUUAGCGACCUUGGGCAGUUAACUGUCUCUCUUAGUCUCCGUUUUCUCAUCUAGAGUAAAUAAUGGAGGGAACACCUGCCUUAGAAGGUUUAGAGGAGUGUGUGAGACAGUGCGAGUCAGUUGCUCAGCUCUCUGCCUGCUGGGGUUUGAGGGGCCCUAAUAAGCAGUUUCCCACCUCUCCUCCUGAGUUCUGAACCAGUGAGGCACAUGGCCAGACUGCCACCUCGCUUCUGGGCAAAGGCUGGGUCAGAGCAUCAGACAGACUCAGGAGCUUGCUCACAGGAAGCAUAGGUUGCUGGGGCCCCUCGGAGGCUGCUCUGCUGACCCUGCCGGCGUAGAGGGGCAGAGCAGCACAUGAGCCCCUGUGGAACAGGCUGUGCGCUCCAGCCUGUUACUUGCCCAGACUUUCCAUUCUGCUAACUCCUUCUGUGUCUGGGGAGGAGAAAGGGUCAGGUGAGUGGGCAGAAUACCUCAGGGAACAUGCCUCCUUGUGACACCAGAGGCACGGGGACGAAUGUUCCUUCUAGUGUCUGGUCCGAGUAGGGAUUCAGUGACUAUCUGUGCUGGUGACAGCGUUCAGAGAACCAGGCUAACAUCUGUGUGGAUAAACUUGAGGAAUGCCAGGAUAUAUUAUAAGCGGGGGAAACGUUGCAGAUGGAUGACUGUAGUGCGAUCCCAUUUUUACUUUUGAAAAUCAAGUUUCUGUGGGUAAAUGUAUGUGUAUGAUUGUAUUUUUUCAAGCAGAGUGUCAAUGAACAUGUGUUAUCAAAACAGCUAACAGCGGUAAUAGGUUGAAUUGGUGGGGAUUCUAGUGUCUGAAUUUUGUCUGUAUUGUCUACACUUCUUUAUUAUUUGAAAUAUUUUUACGACGCAUACCUUGUGUUUGUAACGGCUAAGGGUUAAAAAGAUAGAAAAGUAAAGCAGGGUGUACAACUGAGUGGUAUAGUCCCGAUUUCAUAAAAAUUCUGGUGCAGGAAAAAUACCAGAGGAAAAUGUUCACUGGUAAUCUUAGUGGUGGGGUUAAAGGUCAUUUUGUUUUUCUUUUUUCAGUUUUUCUGUUGUUUCCAUUUUCUCAAUUGGCAUAAUUUACCUUAUAGCUUGAAAAAAUAAGUAAUUUUUAUAAGCAGCAGAAAGAUUUUUAAAAACCAGGUUAUUGAGCCUUUAACUCCAGAAAACGUCCUCAGUGAAUGCCAGGAGGCAGGCCUCAUCUGUGCCACGGGUCACGGCUCCGCUGGGUGGGUCGCUGCGCCAGGGGGCUGUGUCAGCAGAUGAAAUAGCAGGCAGGUUUCAUACAGACAGAAAUGCCUGCCACAGACUUGUGCGUAGCUCCUUGUCCUUAUUGCCAGUUAUUGGUGUGUGGUUCUUUCUUUUUCAUCACUGGGAAGAUUACUAAUCAGCCUGUUUCUAAUCAUUACUUAAGCAUGAUUCAAGUUGCUGUAACAGAGAUUGAAAAUAGUGUUUCUAACAAAAAACUUAACUUCUCAUUCCACUUUGCCUAUCUAGGUGGCUCUGGCCAUCAAGGCCAUGUGGCAGCCUGGCUGUUUUGCCUCACCUGCGUGUCACCGUGGGGAGGGAGAGCGGAUGUAGAGUUUGGGGCCCUGCACACAUCCCUUGCAUUCCCAGCUCAUUGGCCGGAUCUCAGUCGCAAGGUCACACCCAACUUCAGGGGACUCUAGGAAGUGUAGUCAUUUGCUGGCUGGCCAUGUGCUUACUCAAAUUUUAGGUGGCAUUUCUGUCACUCAGAGGGAACAGAGAGUCUGAGCAGUCUUCAGUCUGCCACGGUUUACCCACUGGCUACUCUUUGUCUUACGCCAAUUACUUCCUCUGGCCCGGAGGGUGGGGUGUGGCUUUUUUUUUUUUUUUUACCAGGUGCCAGUGCAGCUUCACACAGUCAUACUUUAAACUCAUGCCAGCCCUGGCCUCCCUGAAUGCUGUCUUCAGCACCCACCAAAAGGAGCGUGACUGUAUGGACUCGCCCACUCAAGAAGGGGCAGAAUCGCUGCCCACAGCUGUCCUGGUUCCCAAUGGGGUUUGCAAAACUAUCCGGACCAGGUGACCACUAAAGUGAAGCGGACCUGGGACCUGGCACCCAGCAGUCACUCCAGCCACUCUGUCCCUGGAGUUGGGUGUUGGAGGUGGAGCCCCAGAGAAGCCUUCUCAAGUGGGUGAGAUUCUGACCUAGGAACUUGUGACAAGAGGGUGACUCUAGAGCCUGAAUUUCUGAGGAUGGAAAUCUGCCCAAGACUAUGUCAGAAACACUUACAGUGAUGGAGCCCCCUGCCUCUGAGUCUGGGGCAUUCCCUGAACCCAGAUUAGGACGACUGUUGGGAAAUCCAGAAGGGCAGAGCCUGCGGAGCUGCCCCCCUCAGGAGGGUGGUUUCAGGGGGGUGACGGUUACCCAUUGGAAGAUCCAAGCAGGAGAGGCAGCUCGGGUGGGCAGUAAAUCAGGAGAAAGCCCAGUUCUGAGCUCAAACCACCUCCUUCUCCAGAGAGAGCUUGUGGAAGGGGAAGCCCACCAGUGUGAGAUUUGUGGCAAAAGCUUCACAUUUAACACGGACCUAGUUAGACAUCAGAUUUCUCAUGCUGGGGAGAAACUUUACAGAUGUGAGCAGUGUGGGAAAAGCUUCAGCCAGAGCUCCCACCUUGCUGAGCAUCAGAGAGCUCACACUGGAGACAGACUCUAUGUGUGCAACAUGUGCGGGAAGGACUUCGUUCACUAUGCAGACCUCGGUGAGCACCAGAGAGCGCAUGCAGGAGGAAAGCCAUUCCGAUGCAUGCAGUGUGGGAGAGCCUUCCAUCACAGCUCAGACCUGGUUCGGCACCAGCGAGUUCACACCCGGGAGAGGCCUUUCGAAUGCAAGGAGUGUGGGAAAGGCUUCAGCCAGAGCUCCUUGCUUAUUCGCCAUCAGAGAAUUCAUACAGGAGAAAGACCUUAUGAGUGUAAUGAGUGUGGAAAAUCCUUCAUUAGGAGCUCAAGCCUUAUUCGACAUUAUCAGAUCCACACAGAAGUGAAACAGUAUGAAUGUAAGGAGUGUGGGAAGGCCUUCCGUCAUCGCUCAGACCUUAUCGAACAUCAGAGAAUUCACACUGGAGAGAGGCCCUUUGAAUGUAACGAAUGUGGGAAAGCCUUUAUUCGGAGUUCAAAACUUAUUCAGCAUCAGAGGAUCCAUACUGGGGAAAGGCCUUAUGUGUGCAAUGAGUGUGGGAAGCGCUUCAGCCAGACAUCAAACUUUACCCAGCAUCAGAGAAUUCACACUGGAGAGAAACUCUAUGAGUGUAACGAAUGUGGGAAAGCUUUCUUUCUGAGUUCGUACCUUAUUCGACACCAGAAAAUCCACACUGGAGAGAGAGUGUAUGAAUGUAAGGAAUGUGGGAAAGCUUUUCUCCAGAAAGCCCAUCUCACUGAACAUCAGAAAAUCCACACUGGGGAUAGGCCCUUUGAAUGCAAGGACUGUGGGAAAGCUUUCAUUCAGAGCUCCAAGCUGCUUCUACAUCAGAUUAUUCAUACCGGGGAAAAGCCCUAUGUGUGUAGUUACUGUGGGAAAGGCUUUAUUCAGAGGUCAAACUUCCUUCAACACCAGAAAAUUCAUACUGAAGAGAAACUCUAUGAAUGUAGUCAGUAUGGGAAAGACUUCAACUCAACCCCAAACUUUAAAAAUAAUCAAGGUGUUCACCAAGAGGGACUUCCCUUGAGUAAGACCGCCAUACAUUUGGGUGAGAAGUCUGCAGGUCAGGGGGAACAUACAGAUAACUUAUAAAAUAAUAACUCUCUAGCUCAGUGAGUGAUGUUUAGAAGGGAGUGGAAUGAGUCUUAACUCAUGUGACUUUGGAUGUGUCCGUGUUUUCCAAAGUCCUAGACAGGGCUCCUUUUGCAGUGGGCUGUCACCUACCACUGUGCAGCAGCACUGGGCUGCUGUCCUCCACUACGAAUGUGUGACGUCAGGAGAGCCACGUGACUGGACAACUGACUUUGAGCUGGAACAAUGCUGGGGGAGGGGCUAGGUCUCAAAGAAGUUUUCUGUAUGUUAUUGCACAAUUACAAUUCACCCGAGUUAAAAAUCCCUUUUAAAGCAGAACUAUGUAUCUAAUCUUAAUACUUAAAAGAAUAUCACAUGGUAAAUUUUGAUCAAAAAAGCAAGUUAGAGAAAGGCCUUUGUUAUUUAAAACCACAAGUUGGUUCCCGGUUGUCUUUAGGAUAAUUUCCAAGUUCCUGGUCCUGCUUUCUAAGGCCUUUUGCUUUCUUGAGUUUCAUCUCCCACUGCUUAACCUCCUGCCACAUGGUUGGUGCUGCAGCAACACUAACUGCUCGACGUUCCCACUUCACCCAGGCUGCACCUGCCUCCUUCUCUUUGUCCUUGUUUGAAUGCUCUCCACUCCACACCUGGUUAACUCCUCAUCAGGAGUCAAGACCCAUCUCAGGCAUCAUGUCAGGCUCAGCCAGCUACGCCUCUGUGCUUGUGUUGUUAGCGAGCACUUCUAUUACUGCACUUACUUUGGUAUAUCAAAACCAUGUUUUUAUCUAUAAUUUCUUUCAUUAUUACACUACUAAUUCCUCAAGGACCUGGUCAUAGUUGAUUGAUUUAUGUGUCCCUGGUACCUAGUGCAAGGCAAUAAAACACACCCAAAUCUAUGUUUGAUUGGCUUUUCUUUUGCUUUGUCCUACUGUAAAUUAAAUGUUUGGAUUUCAUUGUUUUGUAACAGUAUAAUUUACUGGUCUGUUGGAAAUAUCUUCUCUCUCAGCACUUUCGAUGUCUUCUGCUUAUAUGUAACUCAGAAGUUGUAAGCAAUAGCUAGUAGAAGACUAGCUUGCUUCAUAUUUAUGCCUUUAGAGCUCACCCGUGACCGUCUGCUUGUUUUGGGGCAGUGUUGUCUUCACCUGGUUGCCUGCAUAUCUUUCUAAUCUGCUCAGGGCACACAAUCCCAGUGCACUGCUCAAGGUUUUCUGUCUCAGCAGUUCCAUGAUUGACCUCCUCUCUUCUGGUCAUUUCCCCUGCUUUCUGGCUCAUUUUGUCAUUUAUCUGAAAAUGUAUUAAUGUAGAAGGACCAGCGCUGAGCACUUAGGGAACAGUUGAAAUUGUUGGCUCUGAUGGGGAAGAGAAAGAUCACUGCACAGAGUUAAGUGCUGGAGUAGAAGUUCCACAUUGUGUAGGAGCAUAGGUAAGGAGGUGACUGACCUGGUGUGGAGGAUCUGGGCUGGCUUCACAGAAGAGGUGACCCCAGAACUGAGAGAGAGCCAUGGCAGCUAGAGAAGAGGAUGACCUGGGAGAGGAAUCUGCAGAUACGGGAGGCGAGGCAGACGCCUCUUUGGGGAGCUGUAGUAUAUAGUAGAUAAUGGUCUACCCAACUUUUCAGUUGCUGCCUCUGAUUUUUUUCUCUCAACAUUAACCAAAACAACCACUUUUGAAAUGACGUGAACCAGUUUGUUUGUUUGUUGCCUGUGAGGGCGUAUUCUGAGUUCUUAAAUUCCAGCAACACUAGAAGGCUUCAGGGGGUAAAUGAUAAAGAGGAGCAUAUAGUACUACAUCUUCUGGAAAACUCCUUAUUACUAGAGAUGUUUCAAAUGGUACAGAAGACAUAUUACUAGACAAUUUCAAUCAACUUCAGUGAUGUCUAGUUUCCAUACAGUAAAACACCUAUUUAAAGUGUACAGAAUUUUGAGAAACCAUAUACUUGUGUAACCACUAUUAGAAUAAAGAAAAAUAACAUUCUUAUCACCCAAACAUGUUCCCUUUUGCCCUUUCCCAGUUAAUCCCACCCUAGUCCCGACUUCCUGCUUUGGGUCAGUGUAGAUUAGUUUUGCUUGUAGAGCUUCACAUGAGUGGACCCACACAGUUUGUAAUUCUGUGUGUCUUUUGCUUUGGCAUGUUUUAAAGACUUAACCAAGUAGUUGUGUGUUUGGGUAUCUCUCUGCUGCGUAGCGUUCCAUUGUAUGGACAUAACUUUGUUAGUCAUCCACCUGUUGAUAGAAAUUUGGGUUUCCAGAUUUGGCUUUUAUGAAUAAAACUGCUAUGAGCAUUUGUGUAAAAGUA